Aricia agestis (brown argus) is the source of this 4329-nucleotide messenger RNA. It is a transcript of the gene cpx, whose product is annotated as complexin. The transcript is spliced from 6 exons. The record is from RefSeq and is a predicted model, not a curated record. Lineage: Eukaryota; Metazoa; Arthropoda; Insecta; Lepidoptera; Lycaenidae. Gene Ontology annotation, molecular function: syntaxin binding. Gene Ontology annotation, biological process: regulation of neurotransmitter secretion; synaptic vesicle exocytosis; neurotransmitter transport. The coding region runs from base 113 to 538 and encodes 141 amino acids. Gene Ontology annotation, cellular component: SNARE complex; terminal bouton.
CGCCCGGCCAUCGCUCGGGACACUCGUGUGCUGUGCUCCUGCAAGCCGCUGUUGUCCUGUCACCUCUUUGGGAGUUUCUUCACUAGAUAAUAAUAAGAUAAAAUAAAUCAAAAUGGCGGCGUUCGUGGCGAAACAGAUGGUGGGGAACAAACUGAGCGCCGUUAAAGGCGCGGUCGGCGGUGACGGCGACGACAGCGAUGAUAAGGAGAAGGAAGAAGAGGCGGAGCGCGAGCGGCAAGAAGCCAUCCGCGAGGCCGAGGAGCGGCGCAAGGAGAAGCACCGUAAGAUGGAGGAAGAGAGAGAGAAGAUGCGCCAGGAAAUAAGGGACAAGUACAAAAUCCCCAAGAAGGAGGAGAUGGUGGAACAGCAGCAGCAGGAGCCCGACAACCCGCUGAUGAGGAAGAAGAAGACGCCCGAGGAGCUGGCGGCGGAGGCGGAACUGGAAGACCAGGAUGAGUUCACCAAGUUGAAAAACACGAUCGAGACGCAAGUGAACGAACUGAAAUCACAGAUCGAGAGCAAGUGUGUGAUGCAGUGAGCUCGCACGCUGUCUGAAUACAUGAUGUAGCUGCUAAGUCAUUGUUAAAUCGUUUCACAGCCCGAUCACACCCCAGAUCCCGAACAGACGUAUCGACAGAUGACAUUCGCUCAAAACGUAGAAGAGUUUUGGAUUCUAAAUUUUUUGGGAACGUAGAUGGUGGCGCGUUGGUGCUUGAUAAUGAGCAAUAAUAUUUUUAUACAUUGUGAAGAGCGACCCUCGAACACAGGAAACAGAGCGUCAGGUCAAAAAGUCAUCACCCGAGUGGUCCCGAGUGUGGAACGGUACACGGUUCACAUGUUGACGCUUGUGAUAAUAUAUUGUUAUUUAUGUGUAAUGAAUCGAACAUGUAUAUGGAUGACGUUUUUAUUUCCGGCACGCGUGGUACUCGACUGUCCCUCGCCUCUAGAUGUAAACUUACAUUGAAAUAACAAUGUAUUCGAUUUGUUUCAUCCAAAUUCCGCGUAGCUUCGUGUCUGCCUCCCGGCGAUUCUCGCUCCUCGCCAGUUUCAGCUCUUCGACUUUUGCCUCUAAAUCUUUUGCAUGCGUGCUUAUGCGUAUAUUGUGUCAUUGUAAUUUGUUUAGGUGUAUAUAACUGUAAUAACCUAGCCUUAUAAUCCACAUCGAAUAUAAUAGGUACGAUAUUGUUACUGGUACCGGGCCGCGUCCCAUCGUGAUCGUCGUUCUGUUCUUGCAUGUUUGAUAUAAGUCGAUGUUCGUUUAGAUUAAUGUAAGUAGAUAACGACAUCUCGUUGUUUUGACCGUUAAUUCAAUUAGAGUAGUCGAUGCGAGUUUAAAAUUUUUAUCGAUGUGUUAUGCUUAGGGUUAUAGUGACAAUGUGCGAGAACGUUCGAGCGAUUAACGCGUUUGGAUCUAGGGAAUCCCCUACCGGUCGCUGGAGGCACGCGGCAACGAAUUCCCCGUGAAUUUGCGCCUCGUGAGUCGCUAAUGGUUCGAAUGUUUUCUCCACUUAUUAAGCUGCAAAUGCAAAAGAUUUGUUAUCGUCAAAAGCUGUGAUAUAUGAAUAAAAUAAACUAAAUGUGCCGGAGCGGUCGGCCGCUCGCGCCGUUGACUACCGUUUAGCAUCUUGAUAUUUGACUCUCUCACUCUCACUACGAUCGUCUGACUUCACUCGGAUUACGAUCAUCCACUCUUCUCGUAGACUCUUCUUUCGAUUUGAUCAGCACAUCAUGUAUGACGAAUCAUUUUCGACGUUUAAUCGAUAUCUAGAGAACGCUUGCAAGUUUUGAGAUCAUUAAUGCCUACUUUUAUGUUACACGCAUCCUCAACUAGUCCUCGCUACACAGAACUACAACUCUUCGAUAUACACAUAUUGUAAAUACGAAAAAUCGAUAAUUUCAUAUCAAACUAUUGGAAAUUCUAUCUAUUUUCUGAACUAUAGAACGAUAUUUUCUCGCACUGUACGGUACAUUGAAACGUAUUUUCAUAGCUUCGAUAGAAUUACUUUAUGCACAUCUAGCUAUCAUAGAGCGUCCGGGUGCAGCGGCAUUGGGGGAGCUGCCGUUCCUACCUUUUCGACCUCGAGGACGGCCAGCUCCGCCGACGUCGGCGCACGCGGGCCACGGCCGGCGAGUAUCGACUCGUCCACUUUCCUCGUUCAAUCUUCACGAUCUUCGUAAUGUUAAGGUAUAAUAAUUCACCGUGUACGUGUGUUAGGCUAGGUUUCAUGUAUUACGGUACUAGCUCUAUGUAUGUGCAUGGCGAUUCUAGCUAAACUGUUGUUCGUAGUAAAUAAACAAUAAUAGUCGUAAGCGUUUACUGGACCCGUUUUUUAUAUAAUUUCAACGAGACCAAUGUUCACUUCACCCGCCCCCGAGGCUCAUGCUGUUCUCUCUUCUCUGUCGUAGUGAUCUAAUAUCUUCGUUGUUGGCUCUCACGUAGUUGUUAGAAUUAGAAGAUAUUUUGGGUACGUAGUGCGGUUAAGAUGAAACUUAUAAACUGUAUGCCGAUUGUCACUAAUUUAAAAAGCGAUGUUAACUGGUGUUGCAUGAGUGAGUACUUGAUGUGUGUCGUUUUCUCUAUCGAUGUUUCUAUCAAUGAUAAGUGCUUGAGGCUUUUUAACUGUAGGCUUUCGGUGUUCGAUUACUGUCCGCGGCUUCGACUCUAUGGAAUUUGGGUGAUAUCAAACGUUACUCGCUUCUCACGUGAAAUUAAUUUAGCUAAAUAAGUUCGAAAUGAUAGAAUUUACUAAGAGGUACAUACAAGGUAGACGUGUAGAUUAGACAUAAUUGUAAAUUAUUUAUGAUGCAUCACACACGGCAGUAGGAUAAGCACCUUUUCGACCAAUGCAGAAUCCUCAUAAGUGACGUAUAAUUUUGAUAAUCGAUCUUAUGACUCGAGCACCCAGGGUAAUAUUAGUUAUGUUAGAUUGUUUAGAACGUGACUUUUUGGCCUGCGAUGGCGUCUUGAUUUACCUAGUUCUAGGUUAGCGAGAUCCCGAUUCUGCUACUGCCACUGUAAAGGAUGCUGCGGUGUCGCCGGUUUUUCCUUUAAAUCUAACUGCAGCUGCUCGUCCCAGCUUGAUUCCACCCAGAAUGGUUGUGUUUUACAGUGGUGGUAAUUUGCUGUGAUUCAUUUGUCCCUUUUAACACUUUAUACAUUUUUUUUUCUUUUACAAGAAACGGAAACAACUGUGACCAAAGCUUUUUUACACGGUCCCGCUUAGGUUAUACUCACAAGACUCAAUUCGAUGUCCGUCGAUUUUGCCGAUUCACACAACCCAAAUUCUACGUCGGGAUCAGAUUUUUUUAUCAUUAAUAGAGACAACGACACUCACACAGGAGCUUUCAUACAUUCGCCAGUAUUACAUGUUACAUUUUGUAUAUAAGUCUUUCGAAUAGUAUAGACAUUGUUUUGACUCGAACUGACGUAAGUGCCACAAGAUUUGUUGUACAAGUUUUUGAAACAAAUUCUUAUCUUAAUCGUCUAAGAGGUGAAAAGGCUCGUGCGAAACUCCGAAUUAAAGAGGAGACGAAAUUAUGAACAUCAAUGUUGAUUAUGUUAUUUGCUGUAUGUGAUUUGUGAUCAUGGAUCUUUGUAAAGUUUUCUCUUUUAGGAGACGAAGGCAAAACUACUUUUUAUAAAUUGUGCGACUAUCUAAGUAACAGCAGACGCAAAAGACGACUUCUGAGCCACUUUUCAUUUUCGCCUCAACGAUAUUAAGUUCAAAUGGUGAUUCGUCAUUUUGCUUGCCAGUAGCAUCAAAACUUGGAAUGAUACUAACUUUAUCAAGGGUCCUCACUGAUGAAAUUAUACGUACUAUUAAAUCGACAUUUUACAUCUCAGUGCAAGUGAAAUGACGAAUCGGAGACACUAAUGUUACAAGUAUUUCGUCCACUUUCUUUUGUACUAACACUAGCUUUUAAUAUUAGUGACAUCUAGUGUUAAAAUAUGCAACUUUUACCAAAUAAUUAAAAAUUGUAAAGCAAAACGAUAAUCUCGGAUGGUUGAUUGUUAAAGGAAAGGGGUUAGAAUUUUAUCCAUUACAUUUAGAAUAUGGGAAACGAGAAGUUAUUGUUGACAAUGUUUUAGGUAUUAAAUUGGAUUGAGGUAUCAAUCACUUGUUAUAUUUUCCGUUCUCGCUUCACUGUCGACUCUAGUUUUGUUCUCACUUCCGUAGUGGUAGGCUUGUUCGCUGCGUUCGUUUCUAAUGUUGCUGAUUGUUAUAUGAUUUAAGAGGUCCCUAUUAGUUACGUAAAAAGUUUAGCGGCCGCUCGCGCGCUGCGGGCCGCCGAAAAUGUUGUUAAAUAAUAAAUUACAUUGUACCACCA